Batrachochytrium dendrobatidis JAM81 is the source of this 2490-nucleotide messenger RNA. RefSeq lists its product as uncharacterized. Gene Ontology annotation, molecular function: ATP binding; ATP-dependent protein folding chaperone. Bases 1 to 2490 code for a protein of 829 amino acids. Lineage: Eukaryota; Fungi; Chytridiomycota; Chytridiomycetes; Rhizophydiales. Gene Ontology annotation, cellular component: cytosol; nucleus. The record is from RefSeq and is a predicted model, not a curated record. The transcript has 2 exons. Gene Ontology annotation, biological process: protein folding.
AUGUCUGUCGUCGGAAUUGAUUUCGGCAACCUCAACACAGUAGUUGCUGUUGCUCGUAAUCGUGGUAUCGAUGUCAUCACCAAUGAAACCUCAAACAGAGCAACCCCCUCGCUCGUGUCCUUUGGAGAAAAACAACGUUUUCUUGGAGAGGCUGCCAAGACCCAAGAGGUUUCCAGCUUUAAAAACACUGUUGGUGGCUUAAAGCGUGUUGCUGGUCGCCCCUUUAGUGAUCCCGAAGUCAUGGCCAAGGAAAAACGUUUUAUUAACUCCAACAUUGUCGAGGGCGAAAGCGGCGAUGCUGCUGCAUCCGUCAUGUUUCAAAAUGAGGUCCAGACCUUUUCUUUUGCCCAAAUUGCAUCCAUGUUUUUAGUUCGAGUUAGAGAAUUCACCAGUGCUGAGAUCAAGGCUCCCGUCACAGACUGUGUCAUUUCCUGCCCCACAUGGUUCACAGAUGCCCAGCGUCGUGCGCUUAUUGCCUCUGCUGAGAUUGCUGGCUUGAAUUGCUUGAAACUCAUGAAUGACACUACUGCUGCCGCGCUUGGUUAUGGUAUUACCAAGACUGAUCUUCCUGAUCCCGUAGAUCCCAAAGUGAAGCCUCGUGUCGUAGUUUUUGUUGAUCUUGGUCAUUCUUCGUACCAGGUCGCUGUUGUCUCUUUGGUCAAGGGCAAACUCAUUAUCAAAGGAACUGCUUGGGAUCGUAAUCUUGGUGGCCGUGACAUUGACGAUGCCAUCACCAACCACUUUAUCAAAGAGUUUGAUGCCAAAUACAAGAUGGACAUCAACUCUAAUGCCAAGGCUGUAUUCCGUCUACGCCAAGGAGCUGAGCGUGCCAAGAAGAUCCUUAGUGCCAAUGCCGUAACCACCCUCAAUGUCGAAUGCCUUUUAGACGAUAAAGACGUGUCUGGGCAUAUUAAGCGUGCUGAAUUUGAAGAAUGGAUUUCUCCACUUGUUCAGCGUUUGAUUCCUCCUCUUCAGGCUGCUCUAGAUGCUGCUGGUGUGACUCCCGAUGAGGUUGACUUUGUCGAACUAGUCGGUGGCAGCACUCGUGUUCCACUUGUAAAGGAGACUCUUGCCAAAUUCUUUGGUGGGUCACUCGAAGGCCAAAACAAGCUUGCCACUACUCUUAAUCAGGACGAAGCUGUUGCCCGCGGGUGUGCACUUCAGUGUGCUAUUAUCUCUCCUGUAUUCAAGGUGCGUGAGUUUGCUACCCAGGAAUGGAAUGGAUAUCCAAUUGAGCUUCAAUGGGAUCCCUCUCAAGCCCCUCCUCCCAAGAAAAGUGGCGAGCCUGUUACUACUUCUAUGGAGGCAUUUGCUCUUGGAAAUGCCAUUCCUAGCUCCAAGAUCAUGACUUUUGUUCGUGCCAUUAAAGAUGAAGAGCUCGACCCUCAAGACGAAACGGUCAGUCUUGAGAUUCGUGGUGAGUAUGGUGCUGCUGCUCUGGCACGCGAUUUCCCCAUGGGUGUAGGCGCCAACAUUGGCACAUGGACCAUCAAGGGGAUCAAAAAAUAUCCUUCGUGCGUAGCCAAAGAUGGUUCUGCCAAGGCCACCAUCAAGGUCAAGGCCAAGUUGGAUAUCAACUGCCAGAUUGUUCUUGAGGCUGCCAACCAGAUUGAAGAGCUUGUUAUCCCCAUUGAUGAAUCUGAAAAGAUAGAUGCUGCUACGGUCGUAUCCCCCACAGGCGAUGCCAUGGAUGCUGAUGUAUCCGUCACCACUGAAAUUUCCAAGAGUGGCAAAACUAAAAAGGUAAUCAAGCGACACGACCUGGUCGUCAUCCCACACACUCACUCCGCAUCUGUUGAACAAAUUGCCAAAUGGACUGCUGCUGAAGGCCAGAUGUAUGCAUCAGAUCGCCUUGUUAUUGAUACUGCUGAAAAACGCAACACUCUUGAGGAGUAUGUCUAUGAAGUUCGUUCCAAGCUAGAGAUGGCAUGGAGCGAAUUUGUCACGGAUGCCGAUCGUUCAGCUUUCCUUGCUCAGCUUAAUGACACAGAAUCGUGGCUGUAUGGCGAGGGCGAGGAAGCCACCAAAAGCAUUUAUGUUGAGAAGCUUAAUGAACUUAAAAAGGCUGGCGAUCCUAUUGCAUACAAGUAUCUUCAGAGCGAGGAGCGUCCCAGCGCUGAAAAGGCCUUCCGCGAGUAUGUCAAUUCUGUCGUUAUUAGUAUACAAGCCGAGGACGACCGUUACGCACAUAUUUCUAAAGAUGAUCUUGACCGUGUUCUUAACGAAUGCAAGGCCAAGCUUGACUGGCUCAAUGCUGCCAUUGGCAAGCAAAAUGAGACUCCCAAGCAUGUCGAUCUGCAUGUCACUGUUGAACAAAUUAACAUGGAGCGAAACGCUCUCCAGCAUCUAGCCACACCCAUUUUGAGCAAACCUAAGCCUGCUCCCAAAAAAGAAGAACCUAAACCUGCUGAGCCAGCUACCGAUGCAAAAGAGGAAGUUCCCGAAGCAGCCAAGGACACACCUGCUGCUGAAAACAUGGAUCUGGAUUAA